AAAGAUAAAAGAGUUUCCGUGUGGAAGCUGAGAGUCUCAGAGUCUAUUAAACUUGUUAUUUUUCAUUUUCUUACCUGGUUUUAUUAAUUUAAUUUAAUUAUUUAAUUAAUUGAAUCUUUAUAUUUUUUUGUCAAAAUGAUGUUACUCAAUAGAAUAUCAUUGAUUUUACUGCUUCUUAUACCAUUAAAUCUAUUCUCACCGACAAUAAGUUUUCAAGGUGUAGAUGCUGCUGAUCAAAAAAAUGAACCUAAUGCCGGUAGUGAUUCUGUAGAAGGUGAAGAUGAAGCUGCUGUUGAAGAAGAUGCUGGUGGUGAUGCAUUGGUCUCGGGUACUGGAGAAGACGAAGAUGACAGUUUAUCUUUGAAGCCAAGUCCUGAUGUUGAUACCUAUUUCAUGUUUACCAAGCCAGCUGGAAAAGGUUUAGAAUUACCUGCUAAUUCCGAUGCUCACUUCUUGGUUGGAUUUGCCAAUCGAGGUCAGAAAGACUUCAUCGUUGAAUCUAUGGGAGCCUCAUUCCGAUAUGCCAUGGAUUUUAACUUCCACAUUCAAAAUUUCUCCGCCAUACCAUACAACAAGGUUAUUAAACCAAACGAGGAAACUACAUUGGCAUAUUCUUUCUUCAUAAGUGAAGCUUACAGCACUAGACCAUAUGGAUUUACUGUUGAACUUCAUUACAAAGACAAGGAUGGAAAUCAAUUCAUGAACGCCGUGUUUAAUGAAACAGUAUCGAUAGUAGAAGUUGAUGAAGGAUUAGACGGAGAAACUAUUUUCCUUUAUAUUUUCUUGAUUGCAUUAGUCGGUUUGCUCGCUUUCGGUGCACAACAGCUUUUCUUCUCUAUGAGCAAAAAGCGAAUUUCUGCACCUAAAGCAAAAGUGGAGGUUGGAACUGUUAGUACAACGGAUGUUGAUUACGACUGGCUGCCACCCGAAACUCUUUCAGCUAUAAACAAAUCACCAAGAAAUAAGGCAUCUCCUAGGCAACGUAAAGUGAAAAGAGGAACUGGUUCUUCUGAAGAUGAAUAGUUAAUUAUUUGAAUUUAUAUAAAAAAUUGUAUUUUACACUUUAAUGGUGCCUAUAAAAAGGGAAAAACAAAACAA
Tetranychus urticae (two-spotted spider mite) is the source of this 1098-nucleotide messenger RNA. RefSeq names its product signal sequence receptor subunit 1 l(1)G0320. Lineage: Eukaryota; Metazoa; Arthropoda; Arachnida; Trombidiformes; Tetranychidae. The record is from RefSeq and is a predicted model, not a curated record. Gene Ontology annotation, cellular component: endoplasmic reticulum membrane; endoplasmic reticulum.